This is a messenger RNA of Aspergillus uvarum CBS 121591, 300 nucleotides long. RefSeq names its product NADH dehydrogenase [ubiquinone] 1 beta subcomplex subunit 9. The record is from RefSeq and is a predicted model, not a curated record. NCBI's taxonomy places the organism in Eukaryota, Fungi, Ascomycota, Eurotiomycetes, Eurotiales, Aspergillaceae. The coding region runs from base 1 to 300 and encodes 99 amino acids. The transcript has 5 exons. Gene Ontology annotation, biological process: mitochondrial electron transport, NADH to ubiquinone.
AUGCCUCUUAGCGCCGCUGCCUCCCUUUAUCGACGGUCCCUGAAACUUGCCCUGGAUUGGGCUGUUCACCGUCAGGUUUGGCGAGGACAGGCAGUCUACAUUCGCUCACUGUUCGACGCAAAUAAAAACGUUCGCGACCCUCGGCAACAGAAGGUGCUGUUACAGGAAACCGAGAAACUACUUGAGACAUGGAAGCACCCCGACCCCUAUCGCGCGCCCACUGCCCCAGGAGGCAGUAAAUGGGAGAGAAACCUUCCUGCCCCCCAGUUGCCUCUCGCCUCCCAGCCUGCGGGCCACUGA